UCUAUGCGGAAGUGACUGCGGAAGAACCGCUUACUUCCUGAAAAGUACCGGGGCUCGGGCUAGCGCUUUCUUUUUGUACAUAAUAUAGCAGCUUUGCACGGCAUUUAAACAUGUCGAAGAACACGGUGUCGGACCGCUUUAGGAAGGUGGACGUAGACGAAUAUGAUGAAAACAAGUUUGUGGACGAAGAGGAGAAAGGUGGAGACAAUCAGCUGGGUCCGGAUGAGGCCGAGGUCGAUUCCCUCAUUAGACAAGGGAACAUGAUGGGUGCUCUACAGGCCGCACUGAAGAACCCACCAAUCAACACCAAGAACCAGAACGUAAAGGACCGGGCUGAGGGUCUGGUACUGAAAGUCCUUACUGCCUUUAAGACUAGCGAUAUCGAGAAGGCGGUGCAAUCCCUGGAUAAGACUAAAGUGGAUCUGCUUAUGAAGUACAUCUACAAAGGGUUUGAAAAACCAUCAGAGAACAGCAGUGCAGUGCUGCUCCAGUGGCAUGAGAAGGCACUUUCCGUAGGUGGUGUGGGCUCCAUUGUGCGAGUGCUCACAGCUAGAAAAACCGUGUAACACCUUCCAUCAGGACGCCUUGGCAGCACUGGCACAGGGAUUGGCUGGCACAACCUCAGUGCCAGGCUUAUCAUUACACUGUGGAGGAUGUCAGCCUCUCUCUCUCUCUCUCUCUCUCUCUCUCUCUCUCUCUCUCUCUCUCUCUCUCUCUCUCUCUUCUCUUCUUUUGAUUUUUCUGUUGUUUUUUUUAUUUUUUAUUGUCAUUAUAUUCUUCCCGUUCUGGGUUUCAUCCCGAGACAGCAAAGUAUAGCAGCUCAGAUCUGUGUAUCACCUAAACAGCAUCAUUCCUGUUAAGUGGAUUUGCAGAUCUGAUGUCUGUUCUUCACAUGUUUACAAAAGCAGAUGUUUUCCUCUAACUCCAUCUGCUCCGCCUUUACAUCCCAACAAACUGCUCCAAUAGUUUCCAUUAAAUUCAUUCAGUCAUUCCCGUGUAUGGUUAUAUAUAUAGUGGGGCGUGUAAAUGUUAUAGGUAUGACUGUACACUGUCGUCAUGUAUGUUUUGUCCUGUUAGAUGAACCAUUAUACAGUCUCUCACCCUACAAACAGCUACCUAAUGCUGAUCAGCUCACACAAGGGCACGGACAGCGAACACGUGUGCUUAAGAAAUCUGCAGGGCCUGAAUCUGGUGCUUUGGCGCUAAUACGUGUCAGUUAAAUGACUUUAAAAGUAAUUCAUCACGGUACGACAUCCCACACCGGCCUCAAUGCUUAGCAUACUUUCCUGGUUAUAAGUCCCACUGGAGUAUACGAAGCUUCUGCUUUUUCUGUGACUGUGUCUUUACAAUGUGUUUUCUGAAUGGAUCUUUUUCUCAUCUGUGUGUAGUUAUGCUGAAGCAGCUACCUGACUUGCAGAAAACUAUGCCUGUAUCUUACAAACACCUGUAAGACAAAUGGUUUAGCCACAAUAAAGAAUAUAAUGUUUGGUUAUAAUUCGCGGUAGGACGGCAUAUCGUUAUAUAAAAGUAAGUACACCGAGGUAUGACCUGCCGAUAGACAUCACUAUAAAUAUCCAGGUGUGUAACUGUCUUGGGGUGAAUUUUUCUAAACUACUAGAUCGAAGAGCGGGAAAUGCGUAACAGUUUUACUAUCUAAAUAACUGAAAAGUAAUAUAGCCAUAUAUAUGAGUUGGACGGCUGUAAUGCGGAGGAGGCCACAUCACACUGUUGCCUAGCAGCAUUUCUCUCUCUUGAAUGUUGAGCGUAGUAAUUAUCAACUUCCCAUUUUAAAAGCGCUCUUUAAAAGACCGCAAUGCUUCACGGUUUUCUUGCAAUACCGUUCCAACCGCGAGUUCUAGCUAAACAUUUUGGCUUUAUUUUAUUACUGACAGCUUGUUCCUCAAGGAUGCUGGUUUAGGAUCAGCUCUUUAUCAAGGUUUCAUUUAUUUGAUCAGGACAGGACAAGCCAAAGACUGAUCCAGCAUCAGCAUUGCAGACUUCUGAUCAAAUAAAAUGCAUUGAGCAUUGUACUGAAACAUGUUUAUGUAUAUGAUCACAUGUAGGCAUUAUUUUGGGUCUAGUCUUUACUCUGUAAUCUGCUGUUUAGUUUAGAAGAUAUAGGAGCUGACUUCUGAACACAAAUAUUCAGAGAGGGUUUGUGUCUGUGUGGAUAUUCCCUCGAGUACUGCAUUGUAUUGGUGGAAUCAAACAUUUCCACCUGAAGUGUGUAUUUAGGGAAUGUUCUUAGUGUAGCCUUUAUGUACUCCAUCAAAGAAGCCAUAUGUUAUGAGCAGACUGACAUGGCUGAGAGGUUCUAGUUGUGCAUAUCACACAUUUGAUCAAGUGCGAAUAUAACGUACCAGUUUACCGACUGCCUUAUGAAUUAUUCCUUUUAUAAUAUGUUGUCUAUUUGGAAGCAAUAAAAAUUGUAUCGAUUGAAAA
Messenger RNA from Silurus meridionalis, 2442 nucleotides. It is a transcript of the gene arpc5a, whose product is annotated as actin related protein 2/3 complex, subunit 5A. Gene Ontology annotation, cellular component: actin cytoskeleton; Arp2/3 protein complex; cytoplasm. Lineage: Eukaryota; Metazoa; Chordata; Actinopteri; Siluriformes; Siluridae. The coding region runs from base 111 to 566 and encodes 151 amino acids. The transcript has 4 exons. Gene Ontology annotation, biological process: cell migration; regulation of actin filament polymerization; Arp2/3 complex-mediated actin nucleation. Gene Ontology annotation, molecular function: actin filament binding. The record is from RefSeq and is a predicted model, not a curated record.